Messenger RNA from Alosa sapidissima (American shad), 4056 nucleotides. RefSeq names its product potassium channel, subfamily K, member 10a (gene kcnk10a). Gene Ontology annotation, cellular component: membrane. Gene Ontology annotation, biological process: stabilization of membrane potential; potassium ion transmembrane transport. Gene Ontology annotation, molecular function: potassium ion leak channel activity. Lineage: Eukaryota; Metazoa; Chordata; Actinopteri; Clupeiformes; Clupeidae. The record is from RefSeq and is a predicted model, not a curated record. The transcript has 7 exons. The coding region runs from base 658 to 2391 and encodes 577 amino acids.
GGGCGGGCUACGGACACAGGCACACGCCAACGAUAACAGCGCCCACCAAAAAUACUAGCACAGACUAGCCCACUCUUUCUGGCUGAACUCUGAAUGGCACGAUGUGCUCUAAAGCUGCGUGUUUUUUUUUUUGUUUGCGCUGCGCUACCACUUGGCGCAUCACCGGCACAGGAUGGAGCUGGCGAGCAGGUGAGAGAGAGGCGCGUCUUUGGACCCAGUGCCAUUGUGUAACCAUCUGAUGGGCCUAAGUCGUGCUGUAUUGCGGCUGUUGGACAAACUAAUAGUGAACAUGUAAGGGGUUCGCCGGUCUUUCAGUCUCCCGAUUACGGGUACCCCUGUGCCUAUUGCCUUUCACUAAGACAAAGGGACUGCUGGAUGGAUGGAUGGACGAUGGUGCAACGAGCAAUAAGUGGGCAUCAAGCAAAACACCAUAGGAGUUCGUCCAGGCAUGUACCUCUCCUUUCCAUUACUACUACAACGUGAGCGACUGAUGAUUAUGUGGCUGUGUUUUGCUCACUCCCGCUCACCGCCCUGUCUCGACUGAAAGCACUGAGGAGGAAGACUUGACAGCUUACUGGGUACAUCAAAUAUUUAUUGAGAUUCCAUAUGAUUUAAAAACAAAAUAGCUUUACUCCCUUAAUCAACACAACACCGAAGAUGAAAUUCCCUACGGAAAACCCGAGAAAGCCAGGGAAUUGGAAUCCUCCACCAGUGCCUGUGCAGACGAACCUCGUCCCGCCGAAAAAGGUCCAGCCAGGCAUGUUGCAGUCCAGCUUGGUCCAGGCCAGUGUGGCCACCAUGCAGAACCCUAUGGGCUGCUCGGUGCCGAGGCUGUCGGUGUCGCGGCCGGCCAGCAUGGUGGCCAGCAUGGAGGGCGUGGGCGCCGACGGUGUGGCCACCUUCACGGUCAUGAAGUGGAAGACUGUGCUGGCUGUGUUUGUGGUGGUGGUGCUGUACCUGGUGGCGGGCGGGCUGGUGUUCCGGGCGCUCGAGCAGCCCUUCGAGAGCAACCAGAAGGACACCAUCACCAUGGAGAAGGCUGCCUUUCUGCAGAACCACCCGUGUGUGACGCCGGCGGAGCUGGAGGCUCUCAUCAAGCACUCCAUAGACGCUGCCAACAGUGGCGUCAGUCCCAUCGGAAAAACCUCCUACAACUAUAGUCACUGGGAUUUGGGCAGCGCCUUCUUCUUUGCCGGAACAGUAAUCACAACCAUAGGUUAUGGCAACAUUGCCCCAAGCACAGAGGGUGGGAAGAUCUUUUGUAUCCUCUAUGCAAUAUUUGGUAUCCCUCUCUUUGGGUUCCUGCUUGCUGGAGUGGGUGAUCAGCUCGGGACGAUUUUUGUGAAGAGCAUAGCCAAAGUGGAGAAAAUGUUUCGGCGGAAGCACAACCAGAUCAGUCAGACCAAGAUCCGAGUGGCCUCGACGCUGCUCUUCAUCCUGGCUGGGUGCAUCCUCUUCGUCACCAUCCCGGCCGUCAUCUUCAAGCACAUAGAGGGCUGGACGACGCUUGAAGCCAUCUACUUUGUUGUCAUCACCUUGACAACUGUUGGCAUCGGCGAUUACGUGGCAGGGGGUGACCGGAAGAUCGAAUAUCGCAAAUGGUACAAGCCUCUGGUGUGGUUCUGGAUUUUGGUGGGCCUGGCUUAUUUUGCCGCAGUUCUGAGCAUGAUCGGUGACUGGCUGCGUGUCCUGUCCAAGAAGACUAAAGAAGAGGUCGGGGAGAUCAAGGCGCAUGCAGCCGAGUGGAAGGCCAAUGUGCGCGCCGAACUCCGUGAGACGAGGCGCCGUCUGAGUGUGGAGGUGCACGACAAGCUGCAGCGCGCCGCCACCAUCCGCAGCAUGGAGCGCCGGCAGCUGGGCCUGGACCAGCGCGCCCACUCGCUGGACGUGCUGUCGCCCGAGCGCCGCGCCGCCGCCUUCAACAGCCUGGACGCCAACCACUUCAAGACGUCGUCACAGGAGAGCAUCGACACCAAGCUCAACAACUUGCGGCUGCGCGCCGAACUGGGCGACCACCACAACCACCACGUGCGCAGCGUCUCCGUCGCUGACCAGGCCUGCUCCGAGGACAACAUCUUCAACCGCUUGAGCUCCGUCACACGGCUGGCGCGGCGCAGCCGCAACCGCAGCGAGCUCAAGAAGAACAUCCCGGACGAGGCGCGCCGCUCGUGCGAGGCGUACAGCUGCAGCAGCCCGUCCGCCAGCGAGGGCAAGAAGGAGGACGAGGAGGCCGAGGACGACGCCGACAAGGAGUGCAACACAAGCCUGACCAACGUGUCCGUCUUUGCCGAGAGCCCCAAGACGCAGAACGGCUUCGUCAUGCUGCAGACCAAAGAGAAGGAGAGCGAGAAAGAGACUGCCAAGGAGGUGCACUUGCAGAUGGACCCUUAGACAGGAGACCGAGAGGAUGCUCACAGAGGGGAACACUUUGGAAGAAGCAAACUCAAACGAAAUAUAUCGACCCAAACGUGCCUUACACUCAUGCUGUCUCUCUGAGAUGAGAUCCUGAAUCCUUGUUUGCCUGUUUCUUGAACUAUUCACUGUGCCCUGAUAACUUGAUAAAGAAAAGCUGGAGCGAACUUUUGAGAAAUCGCAAGAGACCCCGAAAGGAGAGACGAGUCAUCGGCGCUGAAAGAGCCUGAGCAAUGCAAUGUGAGAUGGUGAGGAUCGCAGUGACGAAGCAAGACAAGCCUUGCAAGAAUAGCGAAUAUGACACAUUAGCAGAUUGGAUCGCCAUUUCCUUUCAGUGAUUGGACCUCCGCAUCAGUGCUGAUCUUUUUCAUCUGUUUCCUUUCUCGGCCCUUUUGUGAAGAAAAGCUGCUAAGAAUAAAGAAAGGAUGACGUCACAAAGACUGCUUGCUUAAAGACACUAAGCAUGUCUCUGCUUUCACUUUGAAAGUAUCAACUGAAAGUAUAAACCGUCUUUUAAAAACCCUAGCUAAGAGGAGCCAAUGGAGUACUAAACAGCUACAUGUAUGUGCAUGUGCUAUACUGUUGUCUACUAAAGUAUGGUGUAUUAAUGAUCAUAUUAAUACUCUUAUGUCCAUGAAUGGCGAUAUCUCAGGGCUUGUAGUCCUACUGGUGUUGCUCAACUGUAUACUGCACAUCAAGAGAGUUGCAUUUACACUUUGAAUCUAUUGGGAACGCUGGUUGCACCCUUAACCUUCUUCAGAAGAGAGCCAUUGACAAUGGGUUGGAAGAAAAGCCAUAGUGGAAAUCUGAAAUGAUGAUGGUUACGAUUUAAUGCUGAGACAUGUAACACAAUUUGCAAAGAGGGUUGGAGGGGGGGAAAAGGAUAUGAUUAUGCUUUUCGGAUGUGAAAUUUAUUCUGGUAUUUGAUGUGAACACAUUUGGCUGGCAUCUCUAUUGCGUGUGAUUAACGUGUCCCAUAGAAUAGGCACCUGUCUUGUCUCACUUGUUUAUGGCAAGAGUGGUGUUGAAGUUGUGAUGAUCUCUCGGAUGUAUACGGUUUAUAUGUGUGAGAGAUAGUGAGUGUGUGUGUGUUUUAUCUGUGUGUGUGUGUGUGUGUGUGUGUGUGUGUGUGUGAGAGAGAGAGAGACCGAAUGUUUGAAGUAUCCAUUACUCUCGUAUUAAGAGUCAAGCAGAUUGUAUACACUGACGAGCCCUAAGGAAACUAAACUUGGGUUAAUAUUGACUCCUUUACCCAUUUUGAACCCUGCACAAUCACCAUAAAGCUUUACAUGUUCUUUGUAUUCCUCUUGUUUGCAAUUAAUUGGGUGCAGCAAUAGCAUAUUUGUGAAUGCAGAAAAGGACUUUAAAUGCUCAUGAUGAAAUAAUGAAAAAAAUAACUAAAGCAUUGAAAACUAUGAGUCAAGGAAAUAAAAAGCAUGCUAUUGUGCAAAUAUAUUAUUAUGGUCUGGUAUUGAUUGUACCACCACACGCUUCAGAUAAUUAGCUUUUUCUAAAUGUCCUUGUUCAAAGCUAAUUCAUUGGACUGCACAUGCUCAGUAAAUGGAAGUUGUUCACAGUAUAACAUGUGCAACCAUUACGUUCAAUGUAGUGAGUGCCUUUUGGAAAUAAAUAUUACUUAAUGAC